AUAAUAAAUUAAAAUUUUAUUAUUUUUUGCUAUUCUACACUAUUACUAUUAAUAAUAAUAAUAAUAGUAAUAAUAAUAAUAAUAAAUAGGAUAGCAAGAAAAAGUAAUGAAGAAUAAUAUUUAAAAGUACAUACAGCUACAACUACUAGCAAGUAGUACUAGUGUACAGGAAUUUGUUGGUGAACGAAACGUAGGGACGUUGGUACGUAAAAAAGUGCCGCGUUGUUCCGUCGUGUUAACGAAACCGUGGGCCCUUGGUGUUCUUUGUCAUCCGGUUUAUUUAAACGGCGAAGCUGUCAAAUUUAAAUUCAAAUAAAAAAGCCGGGUGUCCAAGGGUUGAUUGUCGGGGGUAAGACCGGGGUUGGUUUCCUCGAAGUACAUAAUAGUGUGUGUCACCCGUGUCCUCGUUUAUUAACAACACGAACGGAAUAUGGACACGGGAGACAUCAGAUUGUCGUAGUCACGAGCGUAAGAUGGCGUUAGUGUUACGAAAACUCGAGUAACUUACUUUACUUACUUACUUACUUACACACAUACAUUGAGCGAGAGGACCAGCAUAUAGACACCCUGAGAAAACGGGACUACUGUCUCUCUACCCAUUAUAUACAAUAUCGUACCACGGGAAUAAUAUUAUAUAUUAUUCCCGUUUUUUAAACAAAAUACGUCCAUCUUACGGGUUUAUUUUUCGUCUCAUAGUUUAAAAUGUCGUUACAGGAAGUCCAAUGUGGGUUAAAAUGAGAUGGCAUCUAGGGAUAAAAAACCCUUAGCGUCUUCAAAAGCAAAGCAAAAGACCAAUAAUGCCAGUUUGUCACCUUCAUCAAGCAGAACAAAUAAAAAUGAUAGUAAUGAUAACAAUAACCGAAAUAAAACAGUACUAGCAUUGAUAGCAAGUAUACCAAGCAGAAGACAGAAAAUAACUGCAAGAAAAUCAACAGCAGCUAAUUACAGCGGUAAUUAUACAUCUAGACUUAGGAGUGUGCCUUCAUUGAUUGAUGAUAAUAAAUCGACGGCAACAACUGAGGAUAUUGGAUUGGAUACAACAUUGUAUCCUAAGAUGAGACCAAAACAAUUUGCUGUUAAAUCUACUGGAUCAAUACCAUCACCAUCUUAUUAUCCAUCUAGACUUAAAAGCGUGCCUUCAUCGGUUAAUAAUAAUAAGUCACCAGCGACAAAUAUUGUACUGGGUAAUUCGAAAGCUAGGGGUAGCAAUCAAGAGCAGAGUAUUGAGUUUGGUGGCUCGUUGAUUGAUAAAAAUUCCCACGGUACUUCUUGUUCUUCAACAAAUUCUACCGCUACUGCAACAGUUACGACAACGACACAGAGCAGUAGUCCAAAGUCAAAUAAAAAAUUGAAAACUGUAUCACCAGAGUCCCAAUUAAAAAGUGCCAAAGUAACGAACAAAAUUUCCGAACGUAAAAAAUCAAUUGUUAGAAAUUCAGGUAAAUUAAAAAAUUCAGUUGAUUCAACAAUUGACGAAGUUGUAGCACUUAUGAUAAGUGGUACGGAAACUGAUGAGUUACCGCCGGUUGAUCCGGAUAAUAAACUUGAGGGUAAAGUAACGCGUAGUAAGAAAAUGUUGUUUGAAGAGUGUGAUAUUAAGAAGGAAUUAAUUGAAGCUGAGGAAGAGACUAAGUCUGAAGACGAGAGUGUGGAAACAAACUCGGAGGGUGGCAGCCAAGGAAAUCAAUCAAAACGACGAGUGAGUCAACGCAGUUUGAGAAAUGGUAAACUCAGACAAUUAGAUUUGAUGGAAGAUAAGAAAGUUCGUCGUAAUGCUGAGGACGAAACUGAUAAUGCUGAUGAUGAGUCGAGUAAUGUAGAGUCUGGUGGACAAAAUGAAGUUACGGAUACUGAUGACAAUACAGAGACGGAAAAAAAUAAUAAUAGUGAACAAGUUGACCGCAGUGUUGAAGGAGAACAACCUGGUGGUCCUAAUUUAAGAUCUAAAGCUAAAGCCAAGAGUACUGAUACCCCAAUAACUGUUGAAGACACACCAGUUAUUGACAGUAAAGUUGCGACAGCAGGGAUAAAAAGUUGUGCUGAUGAGCCAACAAGAAAAUCAUCUGGCUACGAGUUACUCAGAAAAAAUUGUUUACUGGGUAAAUUAACAGUCGGUGAUAAACAAUCACUUAAACCAAGACGCAGUAGUCUGAAUAUUGAUGUUAAAAAAACAAUGGGUCCAUUGUACGGUAGUGAAAAAAUAGAUGGAGUUGUUGCUAAAUCACAAAUAGAUCAAAUGAUUGAAGAUAUUAAAUUAAAUAUCGCAAAAUCAAUAGAAAGUAAAAUUGAAAGUAAAAUGUUAUCACUUGAAAAAUCAUUAGGAAUUAAUAAAAAUUUUGAUAUUCCAAAGAUUGAAGAAAUAGUCGCACCAUUGAGUACAGAAACACAAAAAGUUAUUGUACUUGAUAAAAAUAAUGAUGAAGAAGUAAAACCUGAUGUAUCUAAAUUAGAGACUGUGGCUAACACUAGUACUGAUAAUAAUAAUUCUGUACCCAAGGUAGCUGACACUGCCAAAGAGAUUGAGAAGCUAGUCAUGGGUGACAAUGUAGAGGAUAAACAACAGAUUGCUGAGUCUGCUGAAACCUCCAAGGAUAAGGAUACUGCUGCUGCUGAUGCUGAUGUUGAUGCUGAUGCUGAUGCUGUUGCUGAUGCUGAUGCUGAUAACACACCAGUUACGUCGAAAGAGAGUGCGACAGAAUCACAGAGCGAGAAUGAUCAAAGUCAAAGCUCUUUGCAGUCCGAUGAAAGUUUGGAAGUAGCGACAACGACUGCAACAGCCACCGCAGAAGAAGACGAAACAUUGAGUUGUGAUGAUAAAGUUUCUGAAGAAGAAUCGCAGAUGGAGACAAUUCCGGUGGAGUCUUGUGAUCCACAAGCUAAAGAAACGGAAGAAGAAACACUGGAAACAAUUUCACUGGAAGUUGAAAGACUUGUUACUGAACCUUUGCCAACAAAUUUAAAGGAUACUCAGAGUAAUGACAGUGAAGAAGAUGAUAAUUUAGAAAUGGAUGUUGAGAUGACAGAAAAUAAUGAUGAAGAAAAGGAAAAUAAGGAUGAAGUUGUAGAAAAAAUUGAUCAAGUUGUGGAAAAUGAUGAUGAAGAUAUGGAAAAUAAGGAUGAAGUUGAGAAAAUGGAUGAUGAAGUAAAAGAUGAUGAUGAAGUUGUGAAAGAAAAUGAAGAAAAAACGAUAGAUGAAGUUGUUGAAGAGUCGGUUGUAAAUGAAGAAGUAGAAGAAUCUGUUGUUAAUGAAGAAGUUGAAGAAGAAGAAAAAGAAGAUGAUGAUAAUGAUGAUCAUGAUGAUGAAGAAGUUGUUAAACAUGAUAUUGAUAAUAAUGAAGUAUCAGUGGAAAAAGUAAAUGAUGAGGUCACUGAUGUUGAACAAGAAUUAAAAACUGAAGAAAAGCAGAAAUCGGUAACUCCAGAACCAAGUUCUAGUUCUCAAAUAGACAAGUCAGCUAAAAAUACUCCAGAAAAAGCAGCAGAGGUGGCAGCCCCAGUUGAAGAUGAAAUAAAAUCACGAGAAGAAAAGUCAAGUGAUGUAAAUAAAAGUGGUGUUGAAGAAGGAAGACGUGUUCUGAGAGCGAGAGACAAAUUGAGGAAAUCUGAGAAAGCUCUGAAAGCCGCUGAAGCCAGUGGUGAAGUAAAAUCAGAUGAUUCUAAAAUAAAUAGUAGUGCAGAUGAAACAGUCGAGUCGGGAAUAAAAUCAAAAGAUGAAACUGAAGCUCCAGUUGUUGUUAAAAUUGAAGAACCCGAGCCGAUAACCCGCACAAGACGAAGUCGUGACGUUAAAAAACGCAAAGAGCUUGAAACGUCACCUCAGAGUUUGAAGAGCAAACGGAGCCGACGUGAUACUAAAAAAUUGGAUCAACAAAAAGAAGAAACUUUAUUGGACAAUGAAGUUGCUACAAUAAAUGAAAAUAAACGAUCGUUGUCUGUUGAUAAAUUGACUAAAAGAAUAGAAGGUACUAAGAGCUUGCGUGUUUUUUCACCAUCUGAGACUACACGUGAUAAAAAUAUUGACAAUCGCAGUAAAUCUGAAAACGAUAUUGAGCCGUCAAAAAGCGGGAAAACUGUUCAACUAUCAAGGGAUAGAUGUGAUAGUAUUAAACCAAAGGAACCAUCAGUUAAUCCUGCUGCUGAACAAAUUGAAAAUGUUGAAGUCAUUGCAGAAGAAACCAGCGGAGAUGCAGUGCCUGCUAUUGCUCUGACAGAAGUAUCCGACAAUGAAUCAAAAGCUGGUAAAAUUUCUGAAAGUGUUUUGAAAGACUCGGAUGAAGCUUCGACGUCUGGUGAAUCAACAAGUAGCGUUUCAUUUAAAAUUCUUGAAACACCUGAAGAUAAAGCGCGAAAAGAAUCAAUUCUUCGUAUUCUGGGCUUAGAGUCCCUGGAAAAAGCUGCCGAACGAUUACACCAAAAAGCUAAACGUGAACAGUACACUGGAACAUUGAAAACGAUUAUUAGAGUCAGCAAGGAUAAGGACAAGGAUAAAAAACAAUCACGGUCUCCGUUGAAAAUGGUACUCAAGCAAGGGAGAAAUGAUGGAGAUGGAGGAGAUGCUUCGGAGUUUUACACCAUUCAGAAGGAGCUUGGAACCAGUGGUUUGGGCGAUAGCAGCUCUGGUGCGAACCGAAAGCUCUCUACUAACCACAGACAAUCUUGCGAUGAAGAACACGAGGACACGUCAUUUAAAACUCGACCACGGUUGAUAAUACCAGAAAAAUACUCGUCAUUUUCAAUACAUCCAGGGCGGCCGUGUGCUGACAACUGCUGUUAUUGUUUUGGAAAAUUUGGCUCUCUGGAUACGCCAAUGCAUUUAGCCCAAUUAAAGUCUGAUGAACGGCGGAAAAAAAUUUUAUUAACCGAGGGUCAUCUUAACAAAGACUCGUGUCUUUGUGAUGCCUGUUAUCGUCAUGUUGAUAGAAAAGCAAACAUGAGUCCAACAAAUACAAGUUCAAAACCCCAACGAGUACAUCGUCAACUAUUAGUUUCAAAAUGUUACGUAAAAGAUUGCCGAGACCCAGCAAGACAUACCGUCAAACGACGUUGGAUCCACAAGAUCAAACCUUGUAUCCAAAAUCAGGUGAUAAUUGACGUUAAUCCCGAACCCAGUCAACACACAUCAAUGUAUUUUUGCGUUGAUCACUACGCGAUAAUUGAACAAUUUUUAAUCUGUUCACUGUGUACCCGUCGCUUAACUCGAAAUCAAACUCAUCAUUUAAGUGCAUCGGAGACCAAUGAAUUAAAUCGUUUAUUAGAACAACAGAGAAUACCAGUAUCAGUAACAGCCGGUACAUUUCUUUGCAAACUCUGUCGAUAUUUUAUGACCACUCAAUUCAAGUACAAAGAUAUUGAAAACAUGAGCGCAAAUAAUAAAACAUUUACCAAGGGUUAUCGUAAACGUUUGUUAGAACUUCACAACAUCGAGCUAAUGGACGAUGAUGACGAGGAGUCAUCAUCAACCCAGGGUAUGUCUAUAAAAGACAAACGUAAAAAAUCUAAAAGUUUGAACAAAAGUGCUAGUAGUGUUGGUAGUGGAGGUGCUGGUGGUAGUGCUGGUAAUAAUAGUGCUAGUGGUAGUGGGCCAUCAAAAUCACCAACUGAUAAUUUAGACAAAUCAACAUCAGAAAAAUCAACACCCGAACCAGUUAAAUCAAAUCCACCUGCAACAUCACAAAUAGAAGCUACAGAAAAUCGUGAAUCAUUUGUCGAUCAACGUCCUAAGGCUAGUAAUGAGGAGAAUACAACGACUGAAACUCAAAUUCUUGAUUUAGAAAGUGCUGUAGAAAAAUUAAAAAAACGUAAAGCAUUAGAUCAACAUUUAUAUUCAACAACAUCACCAGUAUUUAAUAAUAAUAACAAUAAUAAUAGUAGUAAUAAUAAUAAUAACAAUAAUGACAAUAGUAGUGAUGUUGUUGAAAUACUAGCAAUGGACAAAGAAGUUACCUUAACACGAUUGCCAAAGCGACCAAGACUCAACAAUGAUAUAACUCCAGUUGUUCAAAGACUCGGUGCAAAUCCAUCAAUAAGUGUACGAACAUUAUUUCCCGGUGAAGAAGAAAUGGGCUUACAUGCAAACGUUGAAUUUUCAAAUGUACGUGAAGUAACACCACAAGGAUGGGAAAAAUGUGCAACAAUAAUACAAUACGAUCGUGAUACUAAAUUACUUUGGCAGGAGCUUCAAAGGCCAUACGGUAAUCAGAGUUCAUUUUUACGUCACUUGAUACUACUAGAGAAAUAUUAUCGUUCUGGUGAUCUUGUACUGGCACCAAAUGCAUCACGUAACGCUAUUAAUUAUUCAACAUCUGUACAAAAUCGUCUGAUAUCAUAUGAAGGACCAGAAAAAAUGGACGAGCCGAUAACAGAUCCAUUGCCUACUGAGUUUAGUAAUUCAAGACGUUUGAGUGGUGGUUACAUGAUGGAGAGAGACAGACUAUCAACUGGUACUCCAAGUACUAGUACUUUGUUAAAUACAACGUCAAUAAAUAAUCCAACAUCUGUUAAAUCAAAUUUUAAUCAACAAUUACAACAACAAUCGCAACAGCUCAAUACCAAAUCAAAUCCACCAAGAAUUUUAAAAAUAAAUAGUGGAGUUUCAAUUAUUAAAAAACCACCGCCAAGUCUUCAGAGACUUAAUUUACCAUCAGCUAGUGGUAGUAAUAAUAGUAAUAGUAAUAAUAAUAAUAAUAAUACUAAUAAUAAUAACAAUAAUAAUAAUAAUAAUAGUAAUAAUAAUAGUAAUAAUAGCAGUAGUAUUACAAAUCAUACUGCAAAUGGUAGUGCCAAACGCAAAGACGGUUUUCCAAAUAAAAUAACUGGUAGUACAUCUGGGGGUAAAGUAAUCCACAUGAGUGAACCAGACUUCAAACGGCUACAAUCUUUAAAAAAACAAAAAAUGUUGAGUGAAAAAAUGACAACAAGUUUAUCAUCGCCGUCAUCAUCACCAUCAACAUCAGCAUCAACAUCGACAUCUUUGUCGUCAUUAACAAACUCAACGGCUGUGACAAAUGUUAAUGCAAAUUUACAGCAGCAGCAAAAAACGGCACAAGUAGCGAGACAAAAUAUCCAAUUUCAUGAGCACAUAAGAAUGCAACAGGAAAUGUUGAACAGACAGAGUCGCGGUGAUUUUGAACCGAUUAUUUGUGAUGUUAGAUCACUUAUUAAUGAAAACACGCCGACGCAAAAUCUUAUAAAUAAUUUAAAUUUACCGAAAUCAAUUCAAGUAACAACAAAACCAUCUAGUAAUAAUCCGAUACCAAUAUUACCAAAAAUGCCUAAAUCAUUAACGGUAAUACCACAGACAAUACAUCGUACUGUUGAUAAGUGACAAAAAAAUAAUAUUAUUAUUAAUCGUAAUAAUAAUAAAAAUAAAAGACGUUUAAAAAUAAAACGGAAAUCUAAAUGACUAAAAAUUUUUUAAUUAUUUAAAUUUUAUUAUUAAUUAAUAUAAUAAUAAAUAAUUAUUAAAAUAUAUUUGGUGAUGAAAAUGAUGAUUUAAGAUUUAAGAGAGACAAAGAUAUGUAAGUAAGCGUAAUUAUUUUUUUGGUAUAAAAGUUGUGUGUUAUCGUAUAUUUAAAAUAUUUCAAGAAAAAAAAUAUAUAUAUUUAAUUUUGUAUUUUAAAAUAUUAAAAUAAUAAUGCACGUAACACAUUUGACAGCAACAUGUGACCAAGAGAUAAAGACGUGAUUGAUAAUUAUCUUGAAAAGAAAAAAAAAUGACUGAGAAUUAAAAAAAAUAUGUGGCGUUAAAAUAAUUAUAUAAAUUUUAAAUUAUUUAUAUCAUAAUUAUUACGUUUCAAUCAACUAUUGAACACAAAAAGUGCCUAAUUGUCACAAUAUAUAUAACUAAAGUUAUAUAUAUUAAAAAAAAAUAUAUAGUGAGAAAAAUACUAAUUGAUAAAUCGUUAUGAUUUUUAGUGAUUAAUUAUUAUGGUUAAAAACAAUCAAUAAAAAUCUAUAAUUAACCCACUACAUAAAUAUGUAAAAUUACAUGUAUAUUUUUAGUUUUUUUUUUUUUUUAUUAAUUGAUAGUUAAAAUUUUCUCAAUCGAAUAGAUCUUUCAUAAAAAAAAAUCAUUUUUGUUAUACGCAAAUAUUUUCUUUCUCAUUUAUCGUAAGUUUAUUUUACUAAUUAAUUUUUAGUCCUGUAAUUUUUUUUUUCUCCAAUAAAUAUUACAAGUAAUUAAUGAUUAUUUAUUAAGUACAUGGUUACUCUCUUGUUAUACGUCUUUACGCAGGAAAUAAAUAUUUGUAGCAAUACCACGUGGGUAUGAAAUGAAAAUUUGAAAAUUAAAAAAAAAAUAUAUAUAUAUAUAUAAAUAUAAAUACAUUAAUAUUAAUUACACAGCGUAUAGAUUAUUACGGAUAUUUUUAGAUUUAGUUUAAGGCGGUGAGCUUAUUUAUUACGUUUAUUCUACUCGCACUGUAUAUAAUUUAAUUAAUAAUUUAAUCUAAUUAACAAUAAUAAUAAUAAUAAUAAUAAUAAUAAAAGACGUAUUGUCUUAUUGGAAAAGUCUUGUUAUCAAUUAUAAUUAUUAUUAUUAUUAUUAUUUUUUUCAUAUCGAAUCGAAAAAUAAUAAAUAUAUCAGAGUAAAACGUAAUGUUAAUAAUAUAUAACACGUGUUAUUAUAUAUUAAUUUAUGCAAACGUUAAAGAGGGACGUAAUGACGUCUGAUAAUCAUGGAUUGAUAAUAACAAUAUAAAUAAUAAUGAUAUUAAUUAUUAUUAUAAAAAUACUGAUAUUGAAAAUUUAAAAAAAAAUUCAAAUGUAUGAUGGAAAAAUAUGGCUGUCUCGCGAGUGAUAGUGAUGUAAAUACUUUAAUUAAUAAGUUAUAUAAAAUAAUGAUGAUAAUAAUAAUGAUUAUAAAAAAAGAAUUUUUAAAUAGAAGGGACUGAUUACGGAGAGAAUUGUAUUGAGUUAAUACAUAAAUUAAAAGUAAUUAAUAACUGCCUGUAUUGAAUACAAAAAAAGAAUUUAUUAAAUGUAUAAAGAAAAUUCACUUUUUUUUUAUAUAUAUUUUAAUAAAUACUAAAUUAUUUGAAAUAAUUAUAAUUGUAAUUAUAAUUAAAAAAAUAUAUAUAAAUAAAUAAAAAGCUCAACAAAGACAAUUUAAACUCGCCAGUAAAAAAAUAGUUUUAUGGAUAUUUAACUUUCUCUCCGUUUUAUCACAAGGAAUUUAAAAAAAUUGAAAUUUAUUUAAAAAAUAUAUAAAUGAUAAUUAAAAAUAAAUUUAUUUGUGAAAGGAAUUUUGAUGGUAAUUACGAAGGUACAGAAUAUAUAUAAAUUCUCUAUUUUAAUAAGGAUAUUUUUGAUAUAUCUCUAUUAUAUAUAUAUAAAUGUAUAUGUAUAUCGAAUAAAUUAGUGAGCAUUGCUGUCGCUUGAUAAUCAGUUGUUGUUACGCUCGAUUUCUUACGAGCUUUUUAGUGUGGCCUCAAAAUAUAUAUACAUAAAUAUAUAUAUAUAUAUACUAUUUCUUUGAUGAUUAUCGAAAAGAUGAUAAUUAAAAAUAAUUACAAUAAAUAAUAAAAAAUGUUUAUCAAUAAUAUGUAAUUAUUUUUAUAUUUAAUUGUUAAUUGAACACUGAAUGGCUACUAUUGAUUAAAAAAAUGAAAUUAAUAAUAAUAAUGAUAAAUAUAUAAAAUUUUAAACGGCGUUACAUCAUUGUAAGCACAAUGAAUUUAAGUUUUAAGAAUUCUAUUUUUCUGGUGGCAAAGGGUAUGAAUUAUUGUGAAAAAUAAAAUAAAAUAAAUGUUUUAAAUUAGGAAUUAAAUUAUUUAAAUUUAUAAAUUUUCUUCUAUUUAAAAUUUUCAAUUAUUUUUUUAACACUCGACACUAUUUGUGUUAAAAAUAAAUAUGUAAUUUAUUGAACGGAUCAUGGUUUAGCGGAAACAAUAAAAAAUAGCUUGGCCUUGCACCAAUUUUUAAUGUUAAUGCAACAAAAAAAAAUGUAUGAUUGAGUGGAGAAUCAUGUCGCCAUGGAGAUAUUUAAUGAGCAAUAAUUGUGAAUGUUUAUUAUUAUUUUUUCUUUAUUAUUAUUCUUAUUGUAAACUCUAUUUAUUUCAAACAAUUGAACAAAUAAUUUAAAAAAAUAAAAUGUCCAUUCUAUGGAUAAAUUUUCUUUGAGAGAAAAAAUAUUUAAAAAUCACCACUAAAUUUAAAAAGUGGGAUUGACAGUGAUGCAAAUAAUUAAUUUAGUUCAGUGAUUUUAUAAAGUAAUUAAAGAAUUUAAAAAAAAAAAAACACUAAAAUAAAAAGUUAUUACGUUACUUUAUAUAAUCGUUGAGUUUAUAUCUAUUAUUAUAAUAAUAAUAGAAAUAUAAUAAUAAUUAUGUUAUUUAAAUUAAUAUUAAAUCAUGUUAUCACUAUUUUAAUGCCUUUGUUUAUUUAGUUAUACAAUGUAAUAGUUAUUUAGGUUCAUCCUUUGUAUAUAUUCGCAACACUCAAUAAAAAUACAAAAAAAUAUAUACAUA
Microplitis mediator is the source of this 10466-nucleotide messenger RNA. RefSeq lists its product as uncharacterized. The coding region runs from base 740 to 7324 and encodes 2194 amino acids. The transcript is spliced from 7 exons. NCBI's taxonomy places the organism in Eukaryota, Metazoa, Arthropoda, Insecta, Hymenoptera, Braconidae. The record is from RefSeq and is a predicted model, not a curated record.